Molecule: messenger RNA, 748 nt
Organism: Paramecium sonneborni
Lineage: Eukaryota; Ciliophora; Oligohymenophorea; Peniculida; Parameciidae
Source: the annotation of a GenBank genome assembly
AUGAAGAUUUUUAAAUAAGAAGAAGAAUUAGUAAAGAUAAUUAAAUACUUCUCUAAGAAUUAUUUGGAGAUCUAAUAAUUAUAAACUACAGCGAAAUAGAAAGAAUUAUCAUAAAAAUUUGGAGAAAAAACUCAGUUUUUCUUUCUUAAUUUAAAAUGUUUCUUAUAAUUAAGAUAUUAUUAAAUCUUUGAAAUUCUUUUGUGAAUCUAUUUUAAAUUUAGAGUAUUAAAAUCAGCUUAUAUAAUUUACUUGAAUUUGUUUAAAAUAAAUAAAUUUAUUUAGAUUUUAUAAAUCUGAUGAAAUAUUCGGAUUAUUUGUAAAGAUAUCCAUUAAAUAUCAAAAGAAUAGGAAAUUGCUAAAAAAAAUCUACCUAGUUUUAUUGAAGCACUUAAUUUGCAUAUUGAUAAUAUAAUAAAACAAUUCAUAUUUUAGAAAGAUGGUGUUAGAUAAAAUACAAUAUCUAGAUGAUAAAUAAUUGAACAUAUAUAUAUUUAAUGAAUUAAUGGUGUCAUAAACAAAUUUAUUUAGAUAAAUGAUAGAUUAACUUAUUUCUGGUAAUUGCGAUGGUCCAUUCAAAAAUAUAUUUGAAUAACUUAUUUAAUAUUUAGUAUUCAAUUACUUUAAGGUAAUGAAAUCAAAGAAUAAAAUAAAUUAAUUUUUGAUAGAUCAAUGUGAGCUUAUGAGAAAAUAGCAAAGAAAGCUAUUUAAAGAGUAGAGAUUUCAGAACUGUUUACUAUUUUAGAAAUGA